Molecule: messenger RNA, 612 nt
Organism: Pundamilia nyererei
Lineage: Eukaryota; Metazoa; Chordata; Actinopteri; Cichliformes; Cichlidae
Product: vasodilator-stimulated phosphoprotein-like
Exons: 3
Coding region: 170-598 (142 amino acids)
Biological process (GO): positive regulation of actin filament polymerization; actin cytoskeleton organization; neural tube closure
Molecular function (GO): profilin binding; SH3 domain binding
Source: RefSeq, a predicted model, not a curated record
UACAAAGGCAGAAGUGCAAAUGCUUGCUGCUAAAAAAGUCACAGAGCGAGAGAGCAACUCAAAUGUGCAAUCAGGGAUGACAGUAGGUUCUACAGACGCGAUUCAUUUUGAAGUGAAGAAAUAUUGUUAAAAAACAAGUGAAACGCUGGAUAUUGACCAAAGCUGAAAUAUGGGUGAGUCCAGUAUCUGUCAGGUGAGGGCAACAGUCAUGCUGUAUGAUGACAACAGCAAGCGCUGGGUUCCAGCAGGAUCUGAAAGUACAUCUAUAAGCCGUGUCCAGAUCUAUCACAACCCUUCAGCAAACACCUUCAGAGUAGUGGGACGCAAACUGCAGGCUGACCAGCAGGUGGUGAUCAAUUGUCCCAUUAUCAAAGGAAUGAAGUAUAAUCAAGCCACACCAAAUUUCCAUCAGUGGCGUGAUCACAAGCAGGUGUGGGGGCUAAAUUUUGGCAGUAAAGAAGAUGCUACUCUGUUUGCCAACACCAUGACGCAUGCUUUAGAUACUGUCAGUGCCCCGGCAGUUGCAGGUAACCACACCAGUGCAAGAAGACAUGUUAGAUCCAGAUUGUGCAGUAUUCCUGUCUGUCAGAUUUGGUGAAGACUGAGGACCCU